Messenger RNA from Rhagoletis pomonella (apple maggot), 3199 nucleotides. Its product is annotated as HEAT repeat-containing protein 6. The transcript is spliced from 2 exons. Bases 352 to 3177 code for a protein of 941 amino acids. The record is from RefSeq and is a predicted model, not a curated record. Lineage: Eukaryota; Metazoa; Arthropoda; Insecta; Diptera; Tephritidae.
GUAUCGCAUAUCGCAUCGCAUAUCGUAUCGUACUAAUGUGCACCGUGCCUUACGUAGACCCGAUUGUCGUGGGAACGAGUCAAAAGCCAUCGAUACUAUCGAUAGGGCCAUCGAUAGUUUCCCAGUUCUAAUUAAAUGUUGAAGUCAGUUCAACUAAUAAUUAAUCAUUGUCAAAAUGACUGAAGCUAUAACCGAAAUUUUUGCUGAUCUACAAACUUUAAAAGAAAUGAUAAACGGAUAAAAGGCUUUUUAAACUGGCUUUACGACGUUUACUCUAAGAAUGGCCCUGCAGAAUAUUAUGCACUGAGAGCAAUCAUAAAAGUUGUGGGAUUAUUCCCAAAAUAUCGCUUGAUGGGAUUCAGCCAAGUAUUUCAACCAAAAUCCUUAAUUUAUAGUCGUCUAAAUAUGGACAAAGUAAAGAAAUGUGAUGAUUAUGUCCUAUCUAUUUUGGAAUGUAUAGAUAUGGGAAUCAAUGCUCCGGACAACGUGACUUUAUCUUACCGAAAAACUAUGACUCUUAAGCCGAUAUUGGAGUUUUUGAUACGUUUGCAUAACUCGUCUGAAUUUAGCACCUCCAGGAACCCGCUCAUAACAUAUUAUUCUUUGAAUUUGAUAAGGAAACUUAUUUGCGACGACAGUGAUGGUCUUAAGCUUUACAUGGCAGAACUAUUGGGAAUUUCUCUAGGAUUAAUGUUUUUUGGGAACCCAAUUAAAGAAAAAAAGCAGUUAUGGAUUCGGAAUCUACAGCCUUUACGAUAUUUCAACACCUUGCAAGACGAAGUUGACAUGGAUGCUUAUCAUAAAAUUGGGGUUAAAAUUGUAACGAGAAAAAGAAAUCGGGGUACAAGAAACAAAGGAGUUGUGCAUGCAAUGCCAGAAUCUGCAGCCAUAAUCGAUAAGCCAAUAGAAGAUAAAGUUACGAUCAUCCAGGUUUCACAAAAUCAUUUUCAUGAAUUCCGACACGAUGUUUAUCAAAGUAAUCUUAAUAUUAAAAUACGAUUAACUGCUUUAUCUCUUUUGAGUGAUAUUACUAAAUUAGCUGACCGGUAUUAUCUUUAUUCAUUUUGGCAGUCAAUAUUUCCCAGCGAGAUGGAUGAUGCAAAUGCUCGACACGAUAUCCUUUUGGUAUGUCAAACUGACACCAGUUCCAGAUGUCGAUGCUAUGCUCUACAAGUUUGUGCGGAUCUUUUUUUGAACUCGAGAUCUUUAUUUAGUCAAGCCGAAUACAAAUACCGAUCAACCGCAUUUGUUCCAUAUUCACAAAAGCUUGGUUUAACUAUUUUAUCAGCUUAUAAAGCGCUUACUAUGCUUUUAGAAAAGGAAGUCCCAUUACCUGAAUUAAUACAAGCAUUAAAAUGUUCAGCGGCUUUGGUUCAAGUAACUCCAUUUGAUAAGUUUGAAUGUAGUUUCGUUCACAAUUUUGUGAAUGCGGUUGGGAAACUCUGCUCUCACAACGAUUUAAAUGUCCAAGUUUCUGCGUUUACCGUGUUGGAAUGUUUGUUAAUGGAACCAGAAAUGCCUCUGGGCCUGCCUGAAUCUUUAGGUAUAUUUAAGCAACGUUUACUAACAUGCGAAAAGUAUCGGCAACCAGUUAUCAACUGUUCAGUCAUGAAAAAGGUUACUGUUAAUGGUGUAUACAAGACUGUUCAAGAAUCAGAAAAUAAAAAUUGGGAUUUGGAAUCGUCGUGGUUAGUAUUGAAAGUCUUUGAUAACUUGAAAAUAAGCCAUUCACUACACAAUACAAGAUGUCAAAAAUUAAAAACCUGUAAUACUUUAAGGAUUAAAAGUCUUCAUAUGCUGUCGGCAUUGGCUACACAUUUUGAACUCUUUUUAAAGAAUAAUUUGGAGGAGAUCGCGAUGAUUUUAGAGGAUGCUUUAAGUGACAGUCAACUUGAAAUUAGGCUAUGCGGAUCGAAAUGCUUAGAAACAUGUGUUCAUCAGAUGACCGCGUUUUUACAUAACAAUGAUAAUACACAAAAUAUUGACAUCUGUACCCGUUUCUUGAUUAGUAUGCUACCUGUAAUAAUAAAUUUAAUACCUAGAGAAAAAGAGACAGCUGUUAAAAUUACUUUGUGUGAUACAAUAUCAAGCAUUAGCGGGAUCGUUUUUGAAAACUUGGUGCAGUCUAUCCGAAUAACUUUACUGAGUUUCUUGACUGGUAUGAGCAGUGACCCUACGGAGGAAGUGAUAAUUCGGGCGACAGCCGUGCGAGCUUUAUCCGUUUUUGUUACCUUUCCUUCAAUGCGUAUUGACCUUGUUUUUAUUGAAAACACGGCAGGAUUGAUUUUAAGAUUAGCAAAAGAUAAAAAUAUUGCCGUACGAAUUAAAAUUCUUUGGUCUAUGGGAAAUAUUAGUGAUGCCUUGCUAGAAAAUAGUAUGGAUGCAUCCAAUGAAUCAAUUUCGGAUGAAGUAUUGUUGAACCUAAUUAGAUAUUCAACCGAAGCUUGCAAUGAUAAUGAUAAAGUGCGCUGUAAUGCUGUUCGAACUGUAGGCAAUUUGCUAGGACUACUGUCUGAAGACCAUAUCAAGAAUAUCUUGGAUAGAACUCUUAUCAAACUCGCUAUAACGAUGUUAAUUGAUGGUAUACGCUCUUCCGGAACAUCGAAAGUCAAAUGGAAUGCAUGCUAUGCGGUCAAAAAUAUGGUAAACAAUGAAAAUAUAUUUUUAUGCACCAAUCUUUAUGAAGGUUUCAACUGGCGAUCGUCACUUUAUCCGACCCUCUGUCAUGUAAUUUGCAACCACUCGAAUUAUAAAGUAAAAAUUAAUGCAACAACUGCUCUAAUUCAUAUAUCUAAGAGAAAAUAUUUCGGAGAAUACUAUGAAAUGAUAUGGAACACAGUAAUUCGAGCUAUUGAGCAAUCUUAUAACUUACAAAAUUUUUACGAAUAUAAUCACAGAGACCACUUUCAAGAACAGUUAUGUCUCCUUAUAUGCCACGUCAUAAAAUUUGCUGCCUUACAUGAUUAUACUAUGUUCUCUCGAAUACUCACGGGAAAGUUAGAAGUAGUACAAAAGACGUGGAUUAGGGUAACGACCCGCAUGAUUCCGGAAAAAGCAGCACCUUUACUCUCUUGCUCAUCAAAUUUAGAUGAUUUGUUGAAAAGCGAUCCGACUUUGACUCCAGAAUAUACAAACGCUAUUAAACUUGUAAGAGACUCUAUACCAUUCUGCUACUAAAUAAAUAUUGUCUUGAAAUCAA